AUGUCGGAGGGCAGUUUGAUCGGGGACUCCGUCAGUUUGACACCUGCACACGAUGCAGAUGCCGGCGCCAACAGCAUUGUUCGGUAUGAAAUGACGCCUCAGCUUCCUGAGUUCGACUUGGACUGGGGAGGACGAAAAUUCUCGUCCUCUGAAACCGACUUUGAAGAGACGUCGAAGAUGAUAGCAAGCAUGGAAGGCUCGCCGUCAAGUCGAUCGGCCGGUGGUAGCACUACACACGCAAGCCUCUCCUCAUUUAUCUAUCAACCAUCCAUGUCUGGAGUUUCCAUGGCAGCAGCAGCUGCUGCAGCUACAGCUCGUAAUGAACUGCGCCUCGUGAUACGCCAGCAAUUGGAUCGUGAGAAGGUACCCAUUUACCUGUUCACCUUGACUGCUUUUGAUGGCGGAAACCCACCCAGGAAUGGAUCAGUGCAAGUGCGUGUUGUGGUGACGGAUGAAAAUGACAAUGCGCCCAAGUUCGACUUGGAGAAGUAUUCCGUAAAACUAAAAGAAAAUGCCAAACUCUACUCUAACGUGGUACAGGUGGGUAGUUUUGAGAAUUAUUACUUUUUAAACAACGAAAAAAAGGGUUUGCGAAGUGUAAGUAAUUAG
Molecule: messenger RNA, 609 nt
Organism: Protopolystoma xenopodis
Lineage: Eukaryota; Metazoa; Platyhelminthes; Monogenea; Polystomatidea; Polystomatidae
Source: the annotation of a GenBank genome assembly